Molecule: messenger RNA, 719 nt
Organism: Phyllostomus discolor (pale spear-nosed bat)
Lineage: Eukaryota; Metazoa; Chordata; Mammalia; Chiroptera; Phyllostomidae
Gene: ATP5PD
Product: ATP synthase peripheral stalk subunit d
Exons: 6
Coding region: 164-649 (161 amino acids)
Biological process (GO): proton motive force-driven ATP synthesis
Molecular function (GO): proton transmembrane transporter activity
Source: RefSeq, a predicted model, not a curated record
GGGGGCGGGACUUCCGGGGCGGAGCCCCAUCCUAUCGGCUGGCCGGUGGCGCGAGGCCCGCCCCCUGGGUUGCGGGUUGGCUGAGAGGGGAGUUUCCGGUGACCCGCUUCCGUCACUUGCUGCUGCGGCCUGUGGGGCGCCGGGGUCGGUGAAGGAUCUCAAGAUGGCUGGGCGAAAACUUGCUCUGAAAGCCAUCGACUGGGUAGCUUUUGGGGAGAUAAUACCCCGAAACCAGAAGGCCAUUGCUAACUCCCUGAAGUCCUGGAAUGAGACCCUCACCUCCAGGUUGGCUACUCUGCCCGAGAAGCCCCCUGCUAUUGACUGGGCUUACUACAAGGCCAAUAUAGCGAAGGCCGGCUUGGUAGACGACUUCGAGAAGAAGUUUAAUGCCCUGAAGGUCCCCGUGCCGGAGGAUAAAUACAGUGCCCUGGUGGAUGCUGAAGAAAAGGAAGAUGUGAAGAGCUGUGCCGAGUUUCUGUCUCUCUCCAAGACCAGGAUCGAGCAGUACGAGAAGGAGCUGGAGAAGAUGAGGAACAUAAUUCCAUUUGAUCAGAUGACCAUAGAGGAUUUGAAUGAAGUCUUCCCAGAAACCAAACUGGACAAAAAGAAGUAUCCCUACUGGCCUCACAAGCCAAUUGAGAAUUUAUAAACUUCAGUCUGGGAGAAGGCUCUGGCCUCUGUAUCAUAAACUGUGGACAUUAAAAAUAAUUACGUAAUGC